Molecule: messenger RNA, 4391 nt
Organism: Betta splendens (Siamese fighting fish)
Lineage: Eukaryota; Metazoa; Chordata; Actinopteri; Anabantiformes; Osphronemidae
Gene: slc24a2b
Product: solute carrier family 24 member 2
Exons: 10
Coding region: 446-2326 (626 amino acids)
Biological process (GO): calcium ion transmembrane transport; long-term synaptic depression; intracellular calcium ion homeostasis
Cellular component (GO): membrane
Molecular function (GO): calcium channel activity; calcium, potassium:sodium antiporter activity
Source: RefSeq, a predicted model, not a curated record
GGAACGCAGAGAGGGAGGCAGGAGCCCUUGUUCCUCAGCUUCUGACCUGGCGUCUCGGAGCUCCACCUCUGCUGAGGCAGGAAAAUCUCACUGAGGAUUUUCUGUGAGGACCUUCAGACUGAACACAGCCCUCGGGCCGUUCUCCUUUCACACUCACUUUAGUGGAAUAUUCCCUCCAACGACUCUGGACCCUUUCCACCUACUGAGGUUCUUCCUGCUGAAGAGGAAAAAUCCAACAGUGGGAGUAAUAUGAGGAAACCUUUGAAGGGGCUGGAUCCUGGAGUCAGAUUGCAGGGCUUCCAUAGUGUUUAGACUGGGGAGCAGCAUGCACACCAACCGGUAGACCAAUACGGCCUGUGAGACCCCUGCACCUGCAGUCACCAGCACUACCAAGCCAGCUUUGGUGGGGGGAGCGAACCAGACAGUUCACCCAGCUCCACGCACCAUGGAUUUCAUACUACCCACAAGAAGUCAGGCCAGGAUGGAUUCCGCUCCUCUCCUGGGCCCUCACAGCAGCAGCAGCAGCAGCAGCACCGGGCACCUCUACCACGGCGUCAGGCGAAAGCUGCGGCCCGGACGCAUUCUGGGCUUCAUGCUCAGCCUCGUGAUGGUGUGCGCGGCCUGUUCAUGGUGUGCCUUGUCACUGGCCACGGCGGUGGCAUCUGAGCUGGAUUCCACGGCCGAGGGCUCCGCAGACGCUGCAGUGCCCCACAGAACUCUGCUGCAACACAACAACCACUCAGCUGCACCAGAAGACACACCGGUCGCCAUGCCCUCAUCAGACAUCGAGAUGAACCACGGAGACUACCCAACGGACUACUUCAGUGUGGAGGAGAGGCGUCAGGGCUAUGUGAUCCUGCACAUGUUUGGCAUGUUGUACAUGUUCAUAGCCUUGGCCAUUGUCUGCGAUGAGUUUUUCGUCCCUGCGCUCACCGUCAUCACAGAAAAGUUGGUGAUUUCUGAUGAUGUGGCUGGAGCCACAUUCAUGGCAGCAGGCGGCUCGGCCCCGGAGCUCUUCACCUCUGUCAUAGGGGUCUUCGUCUCCCACAGUAACGUGGGCAUUGGGACAAUCGUGGGCUCCGCUGUCUUCAACAUCCUGUUUGUGAUUGGGAUGUGCGCCCUGUUCUCCAAAGAGGUGCUGAACCUCACCUGGUGGCCUCUGUUCAGAGACGUCUCCUUCUAUAUCAUUGGCCUGCUCAUGCUCAUCUAUUUCUUCCUGGAUAAUCAAAUCACAGUGAAUGAAAGUAUCGGCCUACUGUCGUGCUACACCUGCUACGUGACGUUCAUGAAGUUCAAUGCCAAAGUAGAAUUAUUCAUCAAGAACACGCUGGGCAGCAACCAGGUGGACGAACUGGAGUCUGCAUCAAAGGUAAAUACACCUGUAAAUGAUGAGAACAAGCUGAUGGCGAAGCCCAGGCUGCAGAGAGAGGGCAGCUGUGCUUCUCUACACAAUUCACUGAUGAGAAACAGCAUCUUCCAGCUCAUGAUACACACGCUUGACCCCCUUAGUGACGAAGGACGCUUCAAGGAAAAGGCCUCAAUCCUUCACAAAAUGGCAAAGCAUAAGUGUAAGGACGAGGGCAUCAGUGCCAACGGUGUAGCUGAUAGAAAAAUCCACAACAGCUCCAAAGUGGCAGUAGAAGUCACGCCACCCAUGAACGGGGUGGCAGGAGGAGAGCAGGGCGAGGAGGAGGAGGAAGAUGAAGACCAGCCUCUGAGCCUGGCCUGGCCAGACACCCCCAGGAAGCAGAUCACCUACCUCGUAAUCCUGCCCAUUGUCCUUCCACUGUGGUUCACACUGCCUGACGUCAGGAGAGAGACGUCAGCGAAGUUCUUCCCCAUCACAUUCCUUGGCUCCAUCUGUUGGAUUGCUUUUUUCUCAUACCUCAUGGUGUGGUGGGCUCACCAGGUUGGAGAAACCUUCUGGGUCACAGAGGAGAUCAUGGGACUCACAAUAUUAGCAGCUGGGACUUCCAUUCCUGACCUGAUCACCAGUGUGAUUGUAGCACGGAAAGGCCUGGGCGACAUGGCCGUGUCCAGCUCUGUGGGCUCCAACAUCUUUGACAUCACUGUGGGUCUGCCGUUCCCAUGGCUCCUCUACCACAUCAUCAACGACUUGAAGCCAGUCGAGGUCAGCAGCAACGGCCUGUUCUGCGCCAUCGUCCUCCUCUUCCUCAUGCUCCUCUUUGUCAUCCUCUCCAUUGCGGCUUGUAAGUGGAAAAUGAGCAAGUUCCUGGGAUUCUUCAUGUUCCUGCUCUACUUCGUCUUCCUCAUUGUCAGCGUCAUGCUCGAGGACAAGAUCAUCACCUGCCCAGUCACCGUGUGAGCGCGAGUCCAAGCACAGCUCUCGCUCACUGUCAGAAGGAGCCCGACGUGCUCUGGUGCGCCACAAUUUACCGCAAUGGCACAGACCUUAUCUUGUAUCUGUCUAACACAUACACACAGUAGACGACAAUCACGUUUAGCAUCAACCCGCACCUGCACACACACAGGAAGUAACACGUACAUGUACAACAGGCAGCGGUGCAGACUUGUGCAUCGCAGCCUUCCAGCAGUGGCCCCAAAGGAGGAACACGAUGCUCUCGCUUGGUACCACGUGACUACGGCCACGGAUGGCUGAAGUGUGCUGAAAGGAAAGGAGGAACAGUUUUCAUGAACGCAAACUGGGAUGGACAUUUUAAUAUACAGUAAGAUCAUCAGAAUGGUUUUGUAUCUCCAGCCGAAGGACUGUGUGGCUCCCGGUUUAAGCCAAGUGUAGGCAAACCAGACUGAACAAUGGGGCUCAAAGAGACUUUAUUUUUGUUUAUAAGGCCAGUGACGCUCUGGAGAGAUCAUCUACGUCAUGAGGAAACACAAACUGAAAGGGCAGGUGUGGUAUCUGUUUAACUAGACCUUUAGAGUUUUACUGUGUCCAUUCCACCACCUGUACGGCUCUGCAGUGUCACCCAAAGAAGAAAACACAUGAAAUUUUUAUUGAACUAUUGGUUUAUAUCCAAUUAAUACAGUCUGUAUCUACACUAGCACAUAUUCAAAUAACAUCCAGUGCUAAAUACUUACAAUAGAGCAUACACAGAUACUUUAGCAGGGACCAAGACUUAUUCUCCAUAGUUCUGCUUACCGGUGUUUUGUUUGGUUUUCGCAUUAUAACCUUGUGAGUGUAAAAUUAUCUGUUCCUUUUUUUCUGCCUUUUCAUUUCGUCACUUUAGAGAGAGAUUAUACCAGAAAUAUGACUACAUCUGGACGAAACACGCUAGCUAUAAGCCCCAUAUGCAUAAUAUUAGGAACAUUUGGAGACAGUGAUGCUGGCUGAAAUAAGUAUGGACAAGUGGUGGACAAAAGACACUCGUGCAGUCUGUUGAAUUUUACUUCAUAAACCUUUUUUUUGAAUCAUGUAUUUCUAAAACAAGAUACUGGCAUUCUUCUGUAUGGUUUUAAUGACAAAAAACACCAUGUACUGUAUAACAUACACACACACCUAGAUACAAAUACGUUAUUGAGUUGAUGUAUGAUAUUGUGGUGAAAUCAUACACAGAAAACCAUAUUUUUAUUGUGAAAUGUAGACUGGACCGUAGGAGACAUUCAAUUUAUGUGUGAGUAUUUUUGCCACAGAACCUUUCUUCCAGCUCACUCUCUCUGUUAGCGGUACAGUUGUGAGUCAGCUGAAGGAACAGAGACGUCACUCCACGCCCAAACAAUUAUUAAUGACCAGAUGGAAGAUGUUUUAGCAACUCAAAGAGCUGGUUUCCUUUUUUUAAUAUCUAAUUUCUUAUUUUGUUUUUACAAACAAGGUGAAACUUCUUAUUGUAAUUGGGAAAAUAUUAGGUGUUAAAGCAGUUGUAUUCCUUUUAAACUCACACAUGUUGAACAGUUCAUCAUUUACAUGAUUAAACUUUUAACAACCGUUUUUCAUUUGUUUUCAUUAAUUGCAACUUAUUUUUUAACGUGAUAAUAAAUGGCCCACAAAUUGGCUUCCUGCUGUUUCCAAUCUUCCAAUGUAAAAUUUCUGUUUUAUUGUGUUUUUUGUGUAUACAAGACCAAUUUGUAAAACUGUACAUAAGAUCCUGUAUGCAACGGUACUGUAUUCAGGCCAGUUUCUAACUUCAGAACCCUCCUCAGGUUUAGCCUACUUAUGCAGUAUAAUUUGCAAAUGCUUCCUAAUUAAUGGACCACCUGAAUGUGAGCAACGUGUGCAUGAAUGAAUGCAGUUAGAAAUAUAAGAAUUCAUCCUUGACCAAUUUCAGUACCACACCAAAUGGCAAAAUGCUUUUUGUAUUUCCCUUGUAUGGAAUCAUAUUCAUGUACUACUUGAAUUGCAUAUUAUACUGUAAAAACAUAUAUCAUUCAACUCUGUAUAAGGUGUUAUAUGAUCCAAUAAAUGAAAACAAAUUGUA